Molecule: messenger RNA, 2209 nt
Organism: Pogona vitticeps (central bearded dragon)
Lineage: Eukaryota; Metazoa; Chordata; Lepidosauria; Squamata; Agamidae
Gene: ART1
Product: ADP-ribosyltransferase 1
Molecular function (GO): NAD+-protein-arginine ADP-ribosyltransferase activity; NAD+ poly-ADP-ribosyltransferase activity
Source: RefSeq, a predicted model, not a curated record
AUCUUGUGACAGAGCGAGGCUGUCCAGACCCAAGAGGCGGCUGGAGGAAGCCAGACGGGCCAAGAAGCCGCCAGCAGCUCCAACCACCUUCUGCCCGAUGGCGGUGAGAGAGAGCCAGAUGCAGCCAAUGAAGAGGCCCCUCCUGGCGGCGCUCCUUCUGCUGUGCCUGAUGGGCAUCUUCCCAGCUGGCCCUCAGGUCUCCAGUUUCCCGGUCCAGAGAAGGGACCUCUUGCCCAUCAAAGAGUUCUCCCUUGACAUGGCCCCGAACUCUUUCGAUGACCAGUACAAGGGCUGCGUGGAGAUGAUGGAGGCCGAGCUGGAGGAGCUGAACCGCACGGAGUUUGCCACCAACCGCGUCUACGCCGAGGCCUGGGAAGAAGCCGCCUCCCGGUGGGAGGAGAGAAAAUCUUCCAUCCUGGUGCCCAGCGGGCUCAAGCCGGAGCACGCCAUUGCGAUCAUGGCCUACACCGUCCAAGGGGGAUUCCACAGGGACUUCAACAGGGCCGUGAGGGAAGCCGGGCGCACCAGAGACACGUACCUCAACGGCUUCCACUUCAAGACGUUUCACUUUCUCCUGACCAGAGCCCUCCACCUGCUCGGGACCACCUCCACUCCGAGGUGCCAGAAGGUGUAUCGGGGGGUCAGGAGCGUCCGCUUUGUCUCCGAACACCUCAAGCAUGUCCGUUUCGGACACUUCACGUCAUCAUCGCUGAAGAAUCAGAGCGCCUUGCAGUUUGGCACGGACACAUUCUUCACCAUCGAGACCUGCCACGGGGUCAACAUCAAGAACUUCUCUUUCUUCCCCGGGGAGGAGGAAGUUCUCAUCCCCCCCUUUGAGAAGUUCAAGGUGGCCAAUUUCACGAAGGCUCCAGAGACGACCUUCAUCCAGCUUGUCUCGGUGGAAGAUUCCAGCCUCUAUAACUGUGUGUUUGUGAAAGAGAAAAGGUGCAAGACUCAACGAUGCAAAUUCACUACAGGGGCCGGUCCGAGCCAUUUGUCGGCUACGAAACAGACGCCUUUCCUGCUCUGGGGAGCCCUCCUGGCAGUGGUGGCCUUCAACAGUCUAGGAGCGCCCUGACCUCCGCUCCCCAAGCUCCACCACUGAGAUGGGGUUAAGAGGAAGCCUCGGCACUGCCCUGAGAUAACACCGGCCAAGGAGGCAUUCUCUGCCCCAAAGCAUGCGUCUGGGGGCAGCCUCACGGCCUGUUUUUCUUACCCAUUUGCUGUUCAGUAGGAACUUAGGUGAACGCAUGUGUCUGUCUGUCUGUCUGUCUGUCUGUCUGUCUGUCUGUCUGUCUGUCUGUCUGUCUGUCUGUCUGUCUGUCUGUCCAGGAGUGGCACUCAGAGGAUCUACUGAUGAGGAAGGGAGAAAAAGGCAAAGAGAGCACUCCGCUGGCAUUUUAUGAAACAAAGGUUUUUGAGACCACAAAGUGCAAAACGGCAAAAGAUGUCAUCAUACAACGCUUGACAACCGUCCCGUUCACAGGACGGAAAGCCCUCAUCCACCCCAAGCAGACACCUUGUUUUCUUCUUAGAGAUUUUAUUUACAAGGGAAGGAACGAGGCACAAAGGCAGAGAAACGAAAAUGAGACUCCGAAGAAGAAACCUGCAAAAGUCUGAGGUGCGUGGCUGAUUUUAAAUCACAGCGCAGGACCCUAUCGAGACCGAAUGAGCCUUCCUUCGUUUCAAGGCCAGCACCAGCAGCUCUUCGUUUCUUCCAGGAUUUUGGACCUGCAAGAGGAAGACGGCAGCUUUGGGGAAACCCGGCACCAAGCGACAACGGAAAAGGGAGUGAAAGAAAGCUGGACAGCCGCUCUUGCCUGGAAAAAGCCCAGACCAAAGCAGGGAGGCUGUGGAAGUCGUUGGACACUUCCCGAUGUGGGCCAAGAGGCUCAACCUGGACCUGGCGAAGGGAAGGGAGCUGCUUCCAGUGGGCUCAGGGACCCACCUGGUGCCUGCCUGCCUGGCGCUGUCCUUGCCAUGGCAAGAGCUGUUUUUCUGCAGUUCAGCCCUGCCCCUGGGUCCAGCCGGGUUCCUUGAUGCCCCUCCUUUCUGCCUCAAGGGGUUCGUGGCCCCUGCGUCUCAAGGGAUGGGUCCCCCUCCCUCCCCUUCUGCAUGGCCACCUUCUGGGACCUUUCUAUGGGUCCCCAGAACCUUGCGUGACUCCCUUGGCAGGGAAUCGAGGGGCUGACUUUUUGUGCUGACUGUC